UCUUCAUCAGUUCUUUGUUUGCUUACAACUUGUUCCAAGCUUUUCUUUUCGGAAAGAGAAAAUGAAUAAUGGAUUCUCCCACAAACUCAAACUUUAAACUCGAAACUCUAUAACAUUAAUUGUCCAUCAGAUCCUCAUUAAAGAACAAGAACAAGUAAAUUUGUCAAAAUUGAACACUACAGUGGAUAAAGUAUGGGAAGCUGCUUUCCUAAUGGAUGAUAUUCCAGAACCACAUAAUACAGGAGAAGAGCCACCACCAUGGAGGAGGAGUAAACAAUUUUUGUGUCUAUCAUAGAUUCCAUGGUCACACAACCAGCAACUGCAGAAAUGUGAGGAAGAUUAUAUUGUGAAUGAUCGAGCAGGGGAAGUUGGACCACUUCCUACUAAAUCAACCAGGAAAUUUACCACCACCACCAUCUCAAGGAAAUAAAUACGGGAAGGAACAAGAUAGGAAUACAUUUGUUAUUGAGGUGGGAGCGAAAGCAAAGAAUCUAUUCUGUAACUCGAUCAUACAUUCAUUCAAAAACAUAGAAGAUUUUCAUGAUAAUGUCUUAAGUCGAGUAUAUGCAAGAUAUGAUGAAGGAAGGGAAAUUUUCAACCUGGAAAAAAUACCAUCUUUGAAGGGCUGGCAAAGGCAGAAAAUUUCGUUCAGCGCAGAUGAAGUUCCAGAAGGAAAAGCGUCACAUGAGUGCCCGUCGGUGGUAAGAUUGGGAAUUAACCCAAAACCGUUAGAAGAAGAUGAAGAAGAAAAUGAGAAAAACACCUGGGCGAUAAAUAGAAUUCUUAUAUACACUGGAAUUUCUGUGGAUAUUCUGUUUUAUCACACAUACAAAAUAAUGGGUGGAAGAGAUGAUGAAUUGAUCCCCUCAACAUACAAAAUCUAUGGUUUUAAUGAAUCUGCGAACAAACCAAAAGGGGAGGUGACUAUGAGAAUUCUUCUACAAAGCUUACCAACAGAUAUCACAUUCUGUGUAGUGGAUGUUGAAUCACCAUAUAAUGCUCUAAUUGGAAGACCAUGGCUGCAUGGUAUACUAGCUGUUGCAUCAACAUUUCAUCAGUGCUUCAAGUUUUCUCUACCACAGGGUGUUGGAAUUGUAAGAGGAGACACAGUUGAAAGUAAAAGUUGUCAAGAAAUUGAUAUUGAUAGAUGUGAAGAAAGGGAAUCCAAGCGAAGAAAUUGGCAAAAGAAUGCAGCAGAUAGUAAAAGAGCAGAGAGAUUAAUGGUUGAUGUCUGAGGAAGUAUAUAAAGUUGAGUAACAAGUAUGUGAAGUGAUGAAGUUCAUUUGUUAGAUGGUAAUGUUUAACAUCAAGAAUCAACAGGAGGAAAGGAAACAAAAUUCGAUGGAAAGUUCAUGGUGGAAGAAAAUUAGUAGAAGAAAUCAAUAACCGAAGCAGUAAAAAUGGAUAAUAAAAGAUGAAGAUGAAUAGCAACAAGAGUAACAAAAUUAGUGGAGACAAAACAUCAUAAGGUGGAAGGCACAAGGAUGUUUGCACAAUGCCAGUCGAAUGAUUAUAAACAUAUGCGAAUUUCGGAAGAAUCAAAAAUAAAGAAGACAAAUGCGUAUAAUGAAUGUGUAUGAUUUUCUUUGAGCAACA
This is a messenger RNA of Papaver somniferum (opium poppy), 1596 nucleotides long. RefSeq lists its product as uncharacterized. The record is from RefSeq and is a predicted model, not a curated record. Lineage: Eukaryota; Viridiplantae; Streptophyta; Magnoliopsida; Ranunculales; Papaveraceae. The transcript is spliced from 2 exons. The coding region runs from base 351 to 1235 and encodes 294 amino acids.